CUCGCCACGCCCCCCACGUGGCCCGGAGCUGUCAAUCACCUGAGGGGGCGUGGCCUGCAGGUGAGCGGCGUCACGUGCCACGUGGGCCACGCCCCCGACCGACAGCGCCUCCUGCAGGCCGCGCUGGAGACGUUCGGGGGCAUCGACAUCCUGGUGUCCAACGCCGCCGUCAACCCCCACCUGGGCCCCGCCCUCGACGCCGACGAGAACACCUGGGACAAGAUUUUCCAGGUGAACGUGACGGCGGCCGCGAUGCUGGUGAAGCUCGUGGUGCCCCACAUGGAGAAAAGGGGGGGCGGGGCCAUCGUGGUGAUGUCAUCGAUCGCCGGCUACCGCCCAAUGCCGGGAUUGGGCCCCUACAGCGUGAGCAAGGCGGCCCUGCUGGGGCUGGUGCAGGCCCUGGGGCCGGAGCUGCUGCCCCGGGGGAUCCGAAUCAACGGCGUCGCCCCCGGCAUCAUCCGGACACGAUUCAGCGCCGCGCUCUGGGAGGACGAGGCCGUCCGGAAAAAGACGAUGGAGACCCUCGGGAUCCAACGUCUGGGCUCCCCGCGGGACGUGGCCGAGGUGGUUUCGUUCCUGGUGUCCCCGAGCUCCUCCUACGUCACCGGGGAGACCCUCGUGGUGGCCGGGGGGGCCCCCGCCCGCCUCUGACCACGCCCCCCUAUGCUAAUGAGAUGAUAAUUAUAUGCUAAUGAGAUGUUAA
Myiozetetes cayanensis is the source of this 703-nucleotide messenger RNA. Its product is annotated as dehydrogenase/reductase SDR family member 4-like. The record is from RefSeq and is a predicted model, not a curated record. Gene Ontology annotation, molecular function: carbonyl reductase (NADPH) activity. Lineage: Eukaryota; Metazoa; Chordata; Aves; Passeriformes; Tyrannidae.